GUUAUUUAUUUUCCUAUUUAACAUUUACUCAAUCGUGUAAAUUGCUUGUUAAAAUAUAGUCUUUAAUCUAUUGAGGUUGGAUUUAAGCUGUUUUUCAACCAUGGAAAAACAUUCCAAACGAGGUGACCUUUCUAAUCGUACUAGUCGUUCCGAUAACGAAGGGAAAUCUGCGUCAGGGCACGAGAGGGGCAAGAAAAGAAAAGGGUCCGACGUAUCCGCUGAAGUCCCGAAGAGAUCUCGGUCGGGUGCUCAGCCUGGUCCUUCUGCAAAGAACGGAAAUGAAAAGGCCACACGCAGUGCAGCAACCACUCGAGGCAUAAAUACUCCACGCAAAGCCCCAUUUACGUAUAAAGAUGAUACCAUUAAGGACGGGGGUGGUAGCACCAAGACAGAACACCACAGGGGGACCCACACAUCUGAUGCGCGUCCGGUUAAACCCAGGUCUGUUGUCGAUGAUGACAUACUGGUUGGGGAAGACCUUCCCGAACCAAAUUUACGCAGGGAUCGACACUAACUAUAUUUGCCUAAGAUCCUGACCGGACACCACUAGUUAAAAAGUUAAAAUCAAAAGACAAUUUGACUUUGUUUUCUUCUAAAUUAUAUGUGUAAGU
This is a messenger RNA of Mya arenaria, 611 nucleotides long. RefSeq lists its product as uncharacterized. The record is from RefSeq and is a predicted model, not a curated record. Bases 101 to 514 code for a protein of 137 amino acids. The transcript has 6 exons. Lineage: Eukaryota; Metazoa; Mollusca; Bivalvia; Myida; Myidae.